Molecule: messenger RNA, 3242 nt
Organism: Hyla sarda
Lineage: Eukaryota; Metazoa; Chordata; Amphibia; Anura; Hylidae
Gene: POU3F2
Product: POU class 3 homeobox 2
Exons: 1
Coding region: 508-1653 (381 amino acids)
Biological process (GO): regulation of transcription by RNA polymerase II; brain development
Cellular component (GO): nucleus
Molecular function (GO): DNA-binding transcription factor activity, RNA polymerase II-specific; RNA polymerase II cis-regulatory region sequence-specific DNA binding
Source: RefSeq, a predicted model, not a curated record
AGCUGCUAAUCUGAAAGUAGUUGUGAAUAGACGGGUGGAGGCGAUCGGUGGGCACCCCUGCUCCCGGGCAGCGUGGAUAGAGGAGGAGGGGCGGGGGGCACCGGGGCUAUCACUCUCCAUAAAGACUCAGAGAAUAGUUUAUGGGAUAAGACGAGUUUUAUUUCCAGCACGGCCGCCGCACUCAGCAUCCCUCUCAGCGCUCCUCUUCCAUGUGGAUGCAGCAGCUGCAGGUUGGUAAGGAGAGGGGGCGGGGCGUCUGGAGGCCUCUGCCAAUCAGCCCCGGGGCUGGCUCCCGUUGCUAAUGGUAUCCACGUAAAUCACAAGGCAGGCAGCCAAUAGGAAGCGCGAGGGGGCGUGCCCAGGGACGCGUGCACAGGCUGCUGCAGGGGAGAGAGGGGCAGAGACACGCAGGAGAGGGAAGAGAGAGAGGGGCGCCUGGGGCGAGAGGAAGUAGCUGUCAAAUGCUCGGCUCCUUUAGGCAGGGCUAUCAGUCGGGCUCGGUGAGUCAUGGCGACCACAGCGUCUAACCACUACAACCUGCUGAGCUCCAGCUCGUCCAUCGUGCAUGCGGAGCCGGGUGGCAUGCAGCAGGCUGCGGGAUACAGGGAUGCACAGACUCUGGUGCAGAGCGAUUACACAUUGCAGAGCAACGGGCACCCCCUGAGCCACGCUCACCAGUGGAUUACUGCUCUGUCUCACGGGGAUGGGGCGCCCUGGUCCACUAGUCCCCUGGGCCAGCAGGACAUCAAGCCCACAGUGCAGCCCCGCAGGGAGGAGCUGCACAGCGCAGGGACUUUACAGCACCAGGGCAGUGGUCCUCACCUAGUGCACCAGGCACACGGGAACCACCACAGUGCAGGGGCAUGGAGGACCACCACUUCAGCCCACCUGCCCAGCAUGGCUUCCACCAACGGUCAGGGGCUCAUCUACUCCCAGCCAUCUUUCACGGUCAAUGGCAUGAUCAACCCGGGCUCCGGCCAAGGCAUGCACCACCACGGCCUGAGGGAUGCCCAUGAGGACCACCACGGCGACCAUGGCCACCAGCAGCAGUCCCAGCAGCAGCAGCAGCACUCUCAGCACCAGGGCCACCACGACCACUCAGACGAGGAUACCCCAACUUCAGACGACCUGGAGCAGUUUGCCAAGCAGUUCAAGCAGAGGAGAAUCAAACUAGGAUUUACCCAAGCUGACGUGGGACUGGCCCUGGGCACCCUGUAUGGCAAUGUCUUCUCCCAGACCACCAUCUGCAGGUUCGAGGCCCUGCAGCUGAGCUUUAAGAACAUGUGCAAGCUCAAGCCUUUGUUGAACAAGUGGCUGGAAGAGGCGGACUCGUCCUCUGGGAGUCCCACCAGUAUAGACAAGAUAGCAGCUCAGGGCAGGAAAAGGAAAAAGAGGACCUCCAUUGAGGUCAGUGUAAAGGGGGCUUUGGAAAGUCACUUCCUCAAGUGUCCCAAGCCCUCUGCCCAGGAGAUCACAUCCCUUGCGGACAGUCUACAGCUAGAGAAGGAGGUGGUCAGAGUUUGGUUUUGUAACAGGAGACAGAAAGAGAAAAGGAUGACUCCACCAGGAGGGACUCUUCCAGGGGCAGAGGAUGUAUAUGGGGCCAGCAGAGACACACCACCUCACCAUGGGGUGCAGACUCCUGUCCAAUGAAGCCUCCCCCACCCGACAGAUAGAACUUUUCAUUGUCCCUUUUUAUACUAGGAGAGAACAAAGCAGCUCCCUGGACUAUCAUACUUGGUAGCAGGUGUAGUAAUGUGUUAUUAUGACCUGUACAGGCGAUUGCCCAGGCAAUGGAGGAGAGUGAGUAUACACAAUAUAACGUGUCACAGGGGCUUAUGUACUGUAGAAUAAAGGAAGCCACCCAAGGUGACAAUGGUGACAGCAAGAGUUAGCUUUAUCCCUCCGAAUGAUGAUGAUUCUAACUGCUGUGUAUCUAAUGUGGAGCCCUAACUUACAAUAUUGACUUUAUGUACGAGUCGAAAUUUGCACUGUAAGGAAAUUGAAGUUUACAUGAACCAUUCAAUGAAGAUUCAUUCAUUCCUCCAGAACCCCAUAAAUAGACUAGUGGUCAGUAUACAGGGAGCAUUUGUUUGGGUAAAGACACAGACAUGUUACACAGUGCUCUCCUUUGUUUUCAGUUCUUAUGUGUUUGUGGACGUUUGUUAUAAAAGUUGUGUUUUCAAUUUUGUGUUCUUCUUAUUUACACCCCCACCCUACCCCCCUUCCAAAACAGGUAGCUUCCAUGACAUACCCCAGAAAGCAGGGCCAUAGACUACAUCUCUCUCAUGUAUGCCUAUAUUGGGGGUAUCCUGUACCUUAAAUACUGUCAGCCAGCCUUAUGCCCAGUCAGUGUACAGGCACAGAAUAUAGAUGGAAUAGGAAAAGAAAAUCAAUGUAUCCUCUGAUUGCUUCAUUUUACCAAAGAGGCCUGAGGUCCUGAGGAAGAAAAGGUUAAGUGUAUCCAGAAUAAUUGCACCAGAGAAUUGGGGUUUUGGAUCAGAUCACAAUACAUUCAGCCAUGAGGUGGAUAAGCUCUGUUUGGUUCUGGUAAUAUUUAUACCAGAACAGUGUCCAGGCCAAAAUACCCCUCUAUUUUCCCAUAGCAGUCAUAUUAUGUCAUUGUAUUAUUUGCCAUUUUAUUUAGACCCGACACUUGUUCCCCUCUUCCCAGCCUGAUCUGAUUUUUGCUUAGCAUUUUAUUUCCAGCAGAUGUGAGACUUAGAAGGCCCUUGCUUUCAUCUAUUGUGGGAAAGGGACCAGGGGGACAAAGGAUCUACCCAUUUCAAUUUCUAUUCAGUGCGUUGUCUAUACGCUGAAUUCUUGGACAUUAUCUUGGAGGUAAACCGCUAGCCCUAACAAAGGCUUUGGUGGCCAGAAAUGAGACUUCAUUCCCUAGCCUAGUAAAAAAAAUAAAAAAUAAAUAAAUAAAUAAAAAGUUGCAUAGGACAAGAAGAGUAAAAGAACAUAUAGGAACAUGGCAGCCUGAAUGUGGCUCAGAUCCAUCCCACAGUUAUGUAUUGCACUGGGGGCAUUGGGUUGCUAUCCAGCUAGGAAAGUGUUAACUUGACAAAAAAAAAACUUCAUUGAAGUGUUCCAUGUUUAAACAGGAAUAUGGGGCAUCCUCGGCUCUUUAGGGUGUUGUGGGAGUGGGCAUCCCUCUACCAACUCAUGAUCUACUGUACAGCUUUGUAAAUAUGUUGAAAUGUGUCUUAUAAAUGCAGAAAUAGUUUAAGCGUUAA